This is a messenger RNA of Paramecium pentaurelia, 748 nucleotides long. Lineage: Eukaryota; Ciliophora; Oligohymenophorea; Peniculida; Parameciidae. The record is from the annotation of a GenBank genome assembly.
UAUGCAACAAUUUUUGAAUCAAUUUAAAGAUAUAAUCAAUGUCAACGAUAUUAUCCAGAAGGAUGAAAAUACUGCAAUAGGAUAAAUUUACCUUUAUAACUAAUUUUCUGAUGAAUUCUCUGAUUUAAUAGAAAAAUUUACAACGACAUAAAGCAUAUGUGGUUUCACAUCAGUUGGAAAUGCAAUAGCUUUAAAAUAAGUAGGAUCUUAAAUUGGAUAUGUUUAAGCCAUUUAGCAUUUAAAGAAAAACUCUUAAUUGAGAAGAAAAUAUGUAUAAGAUGCUAUGAUUUAUAUUCAAAAUUGUAGAAGAAAAUACAUUUAAUAGAGUUAAUGGUUAAGUUAAAAUUAGAAAGAUGCUAAUAACUAUUUGAAGGAUUGGGUAGCUAAUUUUGAAAUAAGUGAUUAUUUAAGAGAGAAGAAAUUUGAAAAUAUCUAUUUUAUUAGAAAUGUAGCUUGGGAUCAUCCUGAAUUAAUGGAUAAUAUUAAAUAUGAAGAGAAAGAUAGAAUUCAAGAAGAAAUACCCUUUAAAGGAGAGAUUUUCUUUAUAGAUUAUGGAUUUACAAAAUAAUAUAUUAGAAAGAAUGACUUUGAAUAUUCAUCUUAACAUGUUUAUGUUAUUGAUAUUUUGGGUCAUUUCAUUUGUAGUAUAGUUUUAGAAGAUAAAGGAAAAAAGUUAAUUUUAUUGUUAGAGACUAUGGAAAACAAUAGGCUUAAUAACCAAACUAUUAAGCAAUUUUAUAAGAUUUGA